Tachysurus fulvidraco (yellow catfish) is the source of this 3720-nucleotide messenger RNA. Its product is annotated as tripartite motif-containing protein 16-like. NCBI's taxonomy places the organism in Eukaryota, Metazoa, Chordata, Actinopteri, Siluriformes, Bagridae. Bases 1567 to 3237 code for a protein of 556 amino acids. The record is from RefSeq and is a predicted model, not a curated record. The transcript has 6 exons. Gene Ontology annotation, molecular function: zinc ion binding; protein binding.
CGUUGUGUUUAGAAUGGGUGAAGAAAGACAGGAGGUCGCUGGAUUGGGUCUGCAUAGAGAAUGUAUUUUUAUAUAGACAGGCCUUCACGGCAGCCUCAGCUCACACAUCAGUAACACUCUUUCGUUCGGGAGAAAGACAGAAAAGGAAAAGAAAUCACAGUAACACCGUACACUUAAACUUAUACAGGGCAGAGCAUUAAACAUGACAGUAUAAACUUAAAACCACAAAAAUAUGGUUCGUCAGUGCAUACCUGCAUAGAGAAUGUAUUUUUAUAUAGACAGGCCUUCACGGCAGCCUCAGCUCACACAUCAGUAACACUGCCAAUAAAAAUAACAAUCCCAAAUAUACCAAUCUGAUCUUACAUCUGUGAAUAUCUAACAAAAUAAAUAAAAAUUAUUUAAACAUUGUGUAUUUCUGUGUGUGCAUUAUUUUUAACCUUUAUUUUUGGAACACAGCAUACCUCUUUCGUUCGGGAGAAAGACAGAAAAGACCACUAAAAGAGCAAUACAGCAGGUAUGCCUACCUGGGCUGAACCAUUUUGUUGUAAAAGGAGGGGGGGCAUCACCUCCUUACAGACCCUUUUUUAAUAUAUUUUUAUAAACACUGCUUUAAACAAUUUUGGAACUGUAUGCAAUGCAUAUUAACAGAAAAAUCUUGUGAAAUAAAACAAUUUUAACCUUGUUACAUGAGCACAAAGUUAACCAUUCAUUUCCUUCACCAUCCAUUAUACAUACUAAAGGUCCCAUUCUUAAAACAGUGUGUGUGUGUGUGUGUGUGUGUGUGUGUGUGUGUGUGUGUGUGUGUGUGUGUGUGUGUGUGUGUGUAAUUACCCUGUAAUUAUGCAGCAGUACAAAAUGAUUGGACAAAAGAACAAAACUAAACAAAUGUAGAUAAGAGAAUGUAAAGAAGAGAAAAAUGGAUGAAUCAGUCUUUUGAAGGCACUGAGACUCAAUGCAGCAUAAGGAGCUUUAACUGAUCACCAACUAAGUGUGAAUUGAACAGCUUCAACAUAUUUAUGACUUUUGGGGCAAAAUAUCUCAUUCAAAAAUAAAAAAAGAACUUAUAAAGCUCUAUGAAUAACUGACUACUGAUUAUUUUAGCCUUUUUCCAUGCUAAUUUGUCUCAACUGGUGCAAUAAUGAAAUUAUGUUUCAUAUGCUAAUUUCUGUUGCAGAAUGUAAAGAGAUGAGUCAUUUCUCAGAAUGCAAAAAUUUAUGGUAAAUUCCAAGGUACUUUCCACUUGCUGUGACUCAGUCUAUUAUUUGAAUCAGUUGAAUUCCUGGUUCUUGAACUUGUGGAGCUAAAUCACAAAUUUGAAGAAUUGUUUUUGUGAUUGAAAUGGCACGAAUUAAAAAAAAAAUUGCCUGCCUUUUUUUUUUUUUACACCAAAACUAUGUGCUACACUUAUCCUUUAAACCCUAAUCCCCUCUCUCUUUUUUAAAGCCACACCCACACACUUUCACACUAUAACACGCGCAAGUGGAAAACGAAACUUAUACUCUCUCUCUCUCCCUCUCUCUCUCUCUCUCUCUCUCUCUCUCUCUCUCUUAGUGUGAAAGCACGAAUAUGGCAGAGGCCAGCAUUUCAGUAGAUCAGGAUCAGUUCAGCUGUCCAGUGUGUCUGGGUCUCCUGAAUGAUCCAGUGAAUACUCCCUGUGGUCACAGUUUCUGUAAGGUGUGUAUUAAUGGCUGCUGGGAUCAAGAGAAUGUAAACGGUGUCUACAGCUGUCCUCAGUGUAAAGAGACUUUCACUCCAAGGCCUGUUCUAUGCAGGAACAACAUGCUGGCUGAAGUGGUGGACAAAGUGAAGAAGACUGAACUCCAAGCUGCUUCUGCUGCUCACUGUUACACUGGAUCUGGAGAUGUGGAGUGUGAUUUCUGCACAGGGAGAAAACACAAAGCUGUCAUGUCCUGUCUGGUUUGUAUGGCCUCCUUUUGUGAAGAUCAUCUUAAACCUCACUAUCAGUCUCCUGCCUUUAAGAAGCAUCAGUUAAUUGAAGCCUGUGCAGAGCUCCAAGAGAAGAUCUGCACUGAACAUGACAAACUGAUGGAGAUCUACUGUCGUGCUGACCAAAGCUUCAUCUGUUACUUGUGUACAAUAGACAAACACAAAGGCCAUGAUACAGUUUCAGCUAAAGCAGAAAGAAUAGAAAAACAGAAUGAAUUAAAGGAGGAGCAGAUUAAAUGCCAGCAGAGGAUCCAGGAGACACAGAAGAAAGAGCAGGAGCUGAAACAGACUGUGGAGUCUGCUAUGAAGUGUUAUAAGGCAGCAGUAGAUGACAGUGAGAGGAUCUUUAAUGAGCUGAUCAGCUACAUGAGGAAAAAAUGCUCUGAGGUGAAGGAGCUGUUCAGAGCUCAGAAGGAAGCUGAAGUGAGUCGAGUUGAACAACUCCGUAAUCAGCUGCUGCAGGAGAUUGCUGAUCUUGAGAGGAGAGACACUGAGCUGGAGCAGCUUUUACACACUCAUGAUCACAUCCACUUUCUCCAGAGUUUCCCGUCUCUCUGUGUUUCUCCUGGAUGUGACGACUCACCCAGCUUCACUGUCAAUCAACAUCUCUCAUUUGAUGGAAGGAGGAAAUCUCUCUCAGAUCUGAAAAAACGAGUCAAACAAAUCUGUGAGGAGGAAUUCAAGAAAAUCAGACCAGAAGCUCCAGUAUUUCAGAUGAAUUUACCCUCAAAACCAAAGAGCAGAGAAGAUUUUCUGCAAUAUUUCUGUUAUCUGACUUUGGAUCCAAACACAGCACAUCGUCAACUCAUCCUGUCUGAGACGAAAAGAGAGGUGACGCACAAAAGGAGAGAACGGUCAUACACUGAACAUCCAGAGAGAUUUGACUCCUGGCCUCAGGUGUUGUGUAAGGAGAGUUUGUGUGGACGCAGUUACUGGGAGGUGGAGUGGAGUGGUAUGGGUGUGGACAUAUCGGUUUCAUUUAAUAAUAUCAAGAGGAAAGGACGGCUGAAUAGCUGUUUGUUUGGACGCAACAGACAGUCCUGGAGCCUGCAGUGUUUUACUUUCUCUCACUGUUUCUGGCACAACAGAAACAAGACUGAGGUCCAAGGUCCAUCAUCCUCCAGAAUAGGAGUGUACGUGGAUCACAGUGCAGGAACUCUGUCCUUCUACAGUGUCUCUGACACCAUGAGGCUCCUCCACAGUGUACACAUCCCAUCCAAUAAGCCUCUAUAUGCUGGAUUCCGUGUAUGCUAUUUGUACUCAACUUUGAAGUUAUGUGAUAAAGUUUAAUUGUUACUAAAAUUUCUUAGUCAAAUUAAAACCGACGUUUCAGAUUUUCUCAAGAUUAAUAAUUUGCCUAAAAAAACAAAGCAGGAUUUUUGUAGAAAAAAAGUUUUUUUAAAAAAUCACAAAAUAUUCAAGAAAACUGUUUCUUCAGAAAUAACAAAGUCCAACUAAUCUGCUUUUUCUUUCAAUUCUGCUGCUGAUGGAAAAACACCACAUUGUGUGCAAAAAAGCAUUUUUAUUUAAUAUGUUUUACCUUGCAUGAUAAUUCCUUGGCUAUGCUUCAUUGCCUUUAUAAUUAUUUACUACAAAAUAUUUUCUAGAUUAAUCUGAUGACAAUAAGUCUGCAGCUCUAUAAUCCUGGGUGAUUAGGACUUUUCUGCUUUUGCUCUUGCCUUGACUUGUUACUGUUGUUUACUGAUCGACUGACUGAGUUUUUCUCUGUUUCUCUAAUGAUGCCAUUGUUUUUAUUAAACUUUCCAACCUGCA